This is a messenger RNA of Mercenaria mercenaria, 1068 nucleotides long. RefSeq lists its product as uncharacterized. The record is from RefSeq and is a predicted model, not a curated record. The coding region runs from base 1 to 1068 and encodes 355 amino acids. The transcript has a single exon. Gene Ontology annotation, molecular function: nucleic acid binding. Lineage: Eukaryota; Metazoa; Mollusca; Bivalvia; Venerida; Veneridae. Gene Ontology annotation, biological process: DNA integration.
AUGGACGCACACAUUACACAGUUACAUUCCGGCACAGAGAGCACGGUCACCUUCAUUCGUCAAAAGUUUUGGAAUCCAAGCAUUCGCCAACAUGUUCGGAAAAUUAUUCACUCGUGUGUCACGUGCCGCAAGGUUACAAGUAGACCAUACCGGGUACCAGAUCCCCCACCGUUACCUAGCGACAGAGUGAAACAUGCGCCACCUUUUACGGUCAAAGGAAUAGACUUCACCGGAGCGUUUACUGUGAAGGCAUCAGACGGGGAUCUACAAAAGGCUUACAUUUGUCUGUUCACGUGUGCCAAUACACGGGCUAUUCAUUUAGAAAUUGUACCAAACAUGACAGUAGACUCUUUUAUUUUGGCUCUACGACGUUUCUUUAGCAGGAGAGCAAUACCAAAAAUCAUUAUGUCGGACAAUGCCCUGACGUACAUCUCCACUGCCAAAUUACUGAAGACAGAGAUCCUUGGGACAUACGGUAUUACAUGGAAGUUUAUCCCACAACAUGCCCCAUGGUACGGAGGCUGGUGGGAGAGGCUCAUUGCCGUUACUAAGACAUCCAUUAAGAAAGUACUCGGGAAAGUUCUGCAAACUAUUGUUACAGAAGUAGAAUGUAUCGUCAAUGACCGCCCACUCACGCACAUUUCUAUAGACCCCACUGAUGAGGAACCUCUUACCCCUUCCCAUCUGCUGUAUGGGCGCAGAAUUACCUCCCCUGUUUACCCAGACGAUCAAGAAGCCACAGCAGACGACAUUUCCCACAGUUCUGCAGACAAACUUUACAGGUUUAAGUCUGCAACGAUUGAACACUUUUGGUCGAGAUGGAAGCAUGAAUAUCUCACAUCUUUGCGACAGUUUCAUAAGAUGUCUGGCAAUCAUGGCGAUACUGUUACGGUUGGCGACGUAGUGCAAAUACAUGACAAUAACCUUCCGAGAAAUCGCUGGUCCCUUGGCGUCAUAGAGGACGUUGUCACUGGUAGAGAUGGUCUUAUCCGAGCAGCCCGUAUCAGAUCCAGACGAGGUGUUACCAUGCGACCCAUUGCCAAGCUGUAUCCACUCGAGUUGAAAUAA